Messenger RNA from Daphnia carinata, 1522 nucleotides. Its product is annotated as b(0,+)-type amino acid transporter 1-like. Gene Ontology annotation, cellular component: membrane. Gene Ontology annotation, molecular function: L-amino acid transmembrane transporter activity. Gene Ontology annotation, biological process: amino acid transmembrane transport. The coding region runs from base 88 to 1515 and encodes 475 amino acids. NCBI's taxonomy places the organism in Eukaryota, Metazoa, Arthropoda, Branchiopoda, Diplostraca, Daphniidae. The record is from RefSeq and is a predicted model, not a curated record. The transcript has 13 exons.
ACAAACAAAACUAGUCAAUCGGCAUUAGCAAAAAACGAUGACAAUAGCUCAACUAAAAGUGUUAACAGCCAUAGUGACAACGAUGACAUGCGGCUAAAACGACAGGUUGGACUGUUUAGUGGCGUUACGCUGAUCGUGGGAACGAUGAUCGGUUCGGGCAUCUUCGUAUCAGCGGGGAGCCUUCUGGCAAAUGCCGGAUCUCCUGGUUUAUGUCUCGUCCUCUGGGCAGCCUGUGGCCUCUACUCUUUACUGGGUGCCCUAUCUUACUGCGAGAUUGGAACUUUGAUACCUAAAUCCGGCGGAGAGUAUAUCUAUUUUCUGGAAGCUUUCGGAAAUAUGCACAAAUUCUUCGGUCCAAUAUUAGCAUUUAUCUUUGCAUGGGUCACCGUUUUCUUGAUCAACCCUUCGUCAGUUGCGAUCCUGUCCCUUUCGUUUGCCAAGUAUUUCAUUUCUCCAAUCCUCACGGCGAUCAAUUUUUGCCCCGACGUUUAUCUGUCGUACGUGAUUGAUCGCCUCUUGGCCACCAUUUGCAUAGGUCUCAUUACUUUCGUCAAUUGUUAUUCCGUAUCGGCUGCAACGAGCGUGCAAAACGUUUUCACGGUGGGAAAGCUGACAGCCAUCGCUAUCAUAAUCGGCGGUGGAUUGUACUAUCUCGGACUAGGAUACACGGAAAAUUUGGAAAUUGGAUUCGAAGGAUCAGCGUCUUCGUUUGGUCAAAUAGCCACGGCAUUUUAUGGUGGGCUUUGGGCUUACAGCGGAUGGAACAAUUUAAAUUUCAUCACGGAAGAAUUAAAGGAUCCCUACAGGAAUUUACCGUUGGCCAUUAUAAUCGCUAUUCCCUUAACAACAAUCUGUUACGUGCUCAUCAACGUUUCGUACUUGACUGUUUUAACGCAAGAACAAAUCAUCUCUUCCGACGUAGUGGCUGUGGACUGGGGAAAUGUAGUUUUGGGGUCUGCUAGUUUCCUGAUCCCACUCGGAGUGGUUGUGUCGGUUAUCGGUACAACCAACGGAACCUUAUUUGCUGCAGGAAGGGUUUCUCACGUAGUUGGAAGGGAAGGUCAAUCUCCCGAUUUCCUAUCUUACAUUCACAUUGAAAAGAAGACACCUGUUGCCCCGACUCUGUUGACCAGUCUACUAGGAAUACUAAUGAUUAUUCCGGGAGAUAUCGGGACGCUAAUUGAUUUCUUCGGUUUCGCCAUUUCCAUUUUUUAUUGCGCUGCUAUGGUAGCCCUCAUAGUCAUGAGAUUCACCAAAAAAGACGAACACAGACCCAUUAAGGUGCCCAUUAUCAUCCCAAUUAUCGUGAUGGUGGUAUCAGCUAUUCUAGUCGUUGCGCCCAUCGCGGCGGCCCCGCAAGUGCAAUACUUUUACGUCCUUCUAUUCAUUCUGGCUGGCCUUAUAUUCUACGUGCCUUUCGUCUAUUACAAGAAAAGAGUUCCGGGAAUGGGUGAGAUUUAUCUUGUUAUCAUGACUCACCAUUUGUUGCAACACUUUCCGGCUUUUGGGUUUUGAAUAACUU